CCACACUGCCAUAUUUGACGGCCGAUGUCAGCUCACUGUCAACAGAUCGUGCUCAAGAUUUUCUCGACAUCCCAAAAUCUUCUAGCAUCCGUUCUCGAAGCGAUAAGAGCGAUUCCGUGAAUUAAAUAAACCGAAGAUGCUGACCAACCAGAUUCUAUCCGCUGCCCGGAUUGUUGGACUGCAGACUCGCCGUAAUUACGGUGUCUCCGCUGUACUGCUGGCUAAGGCAAGCGAUCCAAUCCAGCAGCUGUUCGUGACCAAACUUCGUGAAUACGCACAGAAGAGCCAGAGCGCUGGUGGCAAACUAGUUGAUGCUACACCGGAAAUCCAGCGUGAAUUGAAGCAAGAGAUGGAGAAACUGGCCAAGCAGUACGGAGGUGGUCAGGGCGAAGAUAUGACUGCCUUCCCCGCCUUCAAGUUCGAGGAGCCCAAAAUUGAUCCGAUCAAUUCCAGCGCUUGAAUGGUGCCCGGUCAUCAAAAAGCAGGCAUCUUUAAAUAGGAAAUAACAUUAUCACUGCUUCUGAAACAGAUGUAAAAUAA
This is a messenger RNA of Anopheles arabiensis, 540 nucleotides long. RefSeq names its product ATP synthase-coupling factor 6, mitochondrial (gene ATPsynCF6). Bases 137 to 460 code for a protein of 107 amino acids. Gene Ontology annotation, biological process: proton motive force-driven ATP synthesis. The transcript has 3 exons. Gene Ontology annotation, molecular function: proton transmembrane transporter activity. The record is from RefSeq and is a predicted model, not a curated record. Lineage: Eukaryota; Metazoa; Arthropoda; Insecta; Diptera; Culicidae.